Paramecium sonneborni is the source of this 1386-nucleotide messenger RNA. The record is from the annotation of a GenBank genome assembly. NCBI's taxonomy places the organism in Eukaryota, Ciliophora, Oligohymenophorea, Peniculida, Parameciidae.
AUGAAUUCAGAUUUUAUAUGUUUUAGAAAGCAUUUAUUCAAAGAUUCUAUAUAUCAAAUAGACAUUCAAAAUGAAUAACUUAGGUUAAUUAAUGUUGUAUAAAUAUCCCUAGAUAAUUUAGACUUCUGGGAAACCUAAAUAUAUAAUUCCACUUGAUUGGUCCGUAGAUAUUAGUUGGAAUCUAGAAGGAUAAGAGUAAGCUUUUAGAUUAAAAGUGAACUAAAAGUUUAAAUGGUUUUAUGCAAAGCCUUAGACUAUUUAAUAUAUGAAGAAAUAAUUGUAAAAACAUGUGGCAUAAAGAGAUUUUAAUUUCUUUUACACAUUGACAACUCAUUAAUCUAAAGGCUAAAAUGGAAAUGUAUAUGAAAUACUUAAAAAGACUGAUAAUACAGCUAAUUUAGUAGCUAAAUGUAUACAGAAAGAUUAGUUAGAUGAUUAAAAUAUAAUUUUUGAAGAACUUAAUAUAUUAAAACUGUUGAAUCAUCCAAGUCUCCCUGUUUUUGAGGAAUUCUUUUUUACUUAAGGAACUUACUAUAUAAUUAUGGAAAAAAUGUAAGGAGAAAAGUUAAAUACAAUUUUAAACACUUCCAAAAUUUUAUUAAAUCUUCGUUUAAUUUAAUCAAUAAUUUUAGAAUGUUUAUAUAUAUUAUAGUAUCUUGAAUCAAUUUAUGUGAUGCAUAGAGACAUUACUCUGGAUAAUAUACUUUAUGAUUAAUAAAAUAAAAAGAAGUCUGUUAAAUUAAUAAGUUUUAGUAAUGCAGCAAGAGUUGGAACUAGUAUUAAAAUAUGCGGUACUCCAGGUUAUAUAGCACCAGAGAUAUUUUUAGAAUAGAAAUACGGAUGUGAAUGUGAUAUGUUUUCAUUAGGAUGUGUAUUCUAUAAAUUGUAUGAUAAUAAAAUAUUAUUAGAUUAGUUAAGAAAGAUUUAUUUCAUGGGAAUUGUGCAAUUGAAGUAUUAUAGGAGAAUAAGGCAUGUGUUAUAAAUUUAAAAACUUUAUAAUUAUUUCGAAUUCCUAAUAGUGCUUAAGAUUUAUUGGGACAUAUGCUUGAAGUAAAUCCUAAAUUAAGAAUUUCAGUAUCUUAGGCUUUGAAACAUCCAUUCCUCAAUGAUUCAUUGAAAUAGACAAUAUCUAAUUAAAACAGUCAGAGAAAUUUUAAUCAAAAUAGAUCUGAAAGAAACUUAUUAAAAAAAGAUUUAUUGAGUUUGCAUACAGAAAAAUAAAAAUUAGAAGAUGAUCUUGAUGUCGAUUACUUUAAAAAUGAAUUACCUCCAAUGAGUUAAAUUCCAGUGAUGAAUUCAGUUAAAGGAGGUUAAAGAAUAAAAUUUGAUGGUAUAGAUGAUGAUGAGACAAAAUUUAGAACAGUUAUAUCAAAAUCAACUGGCUGA